Molecule: messenger RNA, 766 nt
Organism: Euleptes europaea (tarantolino)
Lineage: Eukaryota; Metazoa; Chordata; Lepidosauria; Squamata; Sphaerodactylidae
Product: retinal homeobox protein Rx1
Exons: 3
Coding region: 22-765 (247 amino acids)
Biological process (GO): positive regulation of transcription by RNA polymerase II
Molecular function (GO): DNA-binding transcription factor activity, RNA polymerase II-specific; RNA polymerase II cis-regulatory region sequence-specific DNA binding
Source: RefSeq, a predicted model, not a curated record
AGAUACUGACUUCUUGCAUUGAUGAAUUGUUUCUCCAUCACCGAUCCAAGUGACAUUUAUUACCAAGCAGAGGCGAAGAUGUUCCUCAGUAAGUGCGACGGGGAACUGAGCGAGUUGCGGAAGAGCGUGGACAGCGAGGGCACGACCCCGGAGAACCAGGACGAGGAGCAGCCCAAGAAGAAGCACCGCCGCAACCGCACCACGUUCACCACCUACCAGCUGCAUGAACUGGAGAGGGCCUUCGAGAAAUCACACUACCCCGACGUCUACAGCCGCGAAGAGCUGGCCAUGAAGGUCAACUUGCCAGAGGUCAGAGUUCAGGUCUGGUUCCAAAACCGGAGGGCCAAGUGGCGGCGGCAGGAGAAAAUGGAGGCCAACUCGAUGAAGCUUCACGACACCCCCAUGCUGUCCUUCAACAGGCCCCCCAUGGCUGCUAACGUCGGACCCAUUGGCAACUCUCUCCCCCUGGACCCAUGGCUCACAUCACCUAUCUCCAGCGCCACCACAGUGCACAGCAUCCCAGGUUUUAUGGGCCCCACCCAAGGCCUACAGCCCACCUACGCUGGUCACUCUUUCCUCAACAGCCCACCAGCCAUGCCCCAGAGCAUGCAACCUAUGGCACCCACGCCGUAUCAGUGCGCCACACCUUUUGUGGACAAGUACCCUUUGGAAGAUGUCGACCAGAGGAGCUCCAGCAUUGCUUCCUUGCGCAUGAAAGCCAAGGAACACAUUCAGACCAUUGACAAAACAUGGCAACCAAUCUGAU